GCUGCCAUGGACGGAGCCCCGCCGCCCCCCGGCCCCAGCGGGCUCUCGGGGUACGUGGCCGUGUCGCAGCUGCUGGGCCUGACGCUCCUGGCCACCGCAGGUGCCUGGCUGGGCCGCUACCGGGGCGGCGUGGCCUGGCACAGCCCCCUGCAGUUCAACGCGCACCCCCUCUGCAUGGUGCUGGGUAUGGUGUUCCUCCAAGGUGACGCUCUCCUGGUGUACCGGGUGUUCAGGCAUGAAGCCAAGCGCUCCACCAAGGCACUGCACGCACUGCUCCAUGGGCUGGCGCUGGUCAUCGCCCUCGUGGGCAUCAUUGCUGUCUUCGAGUCACACCGGACUAAGGGCAUCCCUGACAUGUACAGCCUGCACUCCUGGUGUGGGAUGGCCACCUUCGUGCUCUACCUCCUGCAGUGGUUCCUGGGCUGUGGUUUCUUUCUGUUCCCCAGUGCCUCCUUCUCGCUGAGAGGGUGGUACAAGCCCCAGCACAUCUUCUUUGGCAUCACCAUCUUCAUUCUCUCCAUCACCUCCUGCUUGUUGGGCAUUACUGAGAUGCUUCUCUUCAAAAUCAGUGAUUCCUACAGCCACUUUGUGCCUGAGGGCAUCCUGGCCAACACCCUGGGCGUGCUGCUGGUGACCUUUGGGCUGGUGGUGGGAUACAUGUUGACACGGGAGGAGUGGAAGCGCCCACCGCUGGCAGAGGAGCUGGCCCUGUCCAUGGACUUCAAGACCCUGACAGAGGGAGAGAGCCCUGAUGGUGGGAGCCAGUGA
Messenger RNA from Cinclus cinclus, 768 nucleotides. RefSeq names its product transmembrane ascorbate-dependent reductase CYB561. Gene Ontology annotation, molecular function: oxidoreductase activity. The coding region runs from base 7 to 768 and encodes 253 amino acids. The record is from RefSeq and is a predicted model, not a curated record. Lineage: Eukaryota; Metazoa; Chordata; Aves; Passeriformes; Cinclidae. Gene Ontology annotation, cellular component: lysosomal membrane. The transcript is spliced from 5 exons.